Molecule: messenger RNA, 1632 nt
Organism: Didymella exigua CBS 183.55
Lineage: Eukaryota; Fungi; Ascomycota; Dothideomycetes; Pleosporales; Didymellaceae
Product: MFS general substrate transporter
Exons: 2
Coding region: 1-1632 (543 amino acids)
Biological process (GO): transmembrane transport
Molecular function (GO): transmembrane transporter activity
Source: RefSeq, a predicted model, not a curated record
AUGUGGUCCUAUGUCCAAUACAAGCAAAUUGGGAGAGCUGUUGAGCACGAGUGGCGACAACAACAAUCGAGUCGAUCAGCACACAAUACGGAGACCAGCAGAAAUGGCGAUUUUAUAGGAUCGCAACAGUCCGACGCAACGCUGCGGGAGAAUGACCCUAAGCGACAUGCGUCUCAACAAUCUGGCAAGAAGGCAGAGGGAAAGCAGCACGAGGAUAGAAAAGUCAUUGUAGAUCUUCAGAGCAACACUGACCCAAUCGACCCGCACAAUUGGUCUCUCCUUGAACGCGCGCGGACAAUGGCCAUCCUGAGCAUGCUGGUGUUUACGCAAGCAUGGGCUGGUGCAUGCGACUCCCUCGUUAACGGCAAAGCCAGCGCAUGGUACCAUGUAAGCCCUGUCGCUGAGGACCUCUCCACCGCGAUGUACUUGUUCGGCAUAGGUUCUGGUUGUCUCUUCGUCGGUCCACUCUCACAGACUCUUGGCCGGAACCCUGUGUAUCUGGGGUUCACCUUGGUGUACUUGUUCUUCAUUUUGGGAACAGCGCUCGCGAAAAACUACGCAAGUCAGGCCGUGUGCAGAUACCUAGCUGGUCUUGCAAGCAGUGCCGCGCUCGGCAUCAAUGGCGCAAGUGUUGGCGAUAUGUUUCGCCCUGUUGAACGAGCGCUGUGGUUUCCAAUCAUCGCCUGGGUCAACGUUGUCCCUCCCGUUCUUGCACCUAUCGUAGGUGGAUGGGUCGCUGAACACGACAACCUCAGCUGGCACUGGAUUGAUUGGAUCACGUUCUUCAUCUCCGCAUUUGCCUUUGUAGUUGCGUUUUUCUUCCUCCCCGAGACCUACCUGCCAACGCUCCUCGACUACAAAGCCACACACCUGCGCCGCGUAUCCGGCUCUUUGAAAUACGUCACCAAACACAAACAGAACUCCAACUUCCUCACCAUGAUAAAACAAGUGCUGCCACUGUCUGUCAAGUUUUCAACAACCGAGCCAGCCGUCCUCUCUCUGGGUGGUUUCCUCGUCCUACUCUACAUCAUCCUCUUCACCUUCCUCUCGGGCUUUGAAUACAUUUUCAAGCGGCGUUACAAUCUCAACGAUCUCGAGGAAGGGGCAUGCUUCGCUUCGAUCGCUCUCGGCGCCACAGCUUUCUCACUCACCAGUCCCGCACUCUACAGCUGGACACGCCAUUACACCGGGUAUGCCGACCAUGCCUCUGUUACUCCAGAGUUCCGCCUCUGGCCUGCGAUGAUCUCAUCCCCUCUACUUCCAAUCUCGCUCUUCUGGCUCGGCUGGACGGACUACAGCUGGAUAUCGAUCUACUCGGGUCUCGGGGCGUGUUUCUGCUUUGGCAUCGUGCUGAAUGCGAUGUACGUCAGUAGCUACGAGUACAUUAUUGACAGCUAUGGGGAGAAGGCGAGUAUUGCGCUGGCGAGCGUGACGAUGAUGCGGUAUCUAAUUGCGGGUGGGAUGGUUAUGGCGGCGAGGCCUAUGUAUGAGGCUAUUGGUGUGCACUGGACGAUGACGCUACUGGGAUGUGUUGCUGUGGCCUUGGUGCCAGCGCCCUAUGUAUUGUUCAAGUACGGGAAGAGUUUGAGGGAGAAGAGUCCAUUUGCGAUUCAGGAUGUAAGCAAGUCGUAA